CUGGAUUUUGACAGCCCGAGGUGGAAAGAGAUUCGUGCCGAAAAUGUUAAAAAUUUCGAAUCAUUUGGCUAAUUCAAGUUUAGUUCUGGUUAGGAAACAACUUGGUGAUGGAUCGACUGCAGCAGCACUUAUACUCAUGCGAACACCAAGGCGUCGGUAUGCUUUGGGGUCAGAGUCACAAUUCAAAGAGACAUGCCCGCCUCCACCACCUCGGAAGCAGUCGAGAAGACUACUCUUCACCGCAAUUGGUGCCACCAUUUUGACUGGGUCUGCUAUAGUUUAUGCAAAACACAGCCCAGAGACGCGAAACUGGCUUGAAACAAAUGCCCCUUGGGCCCACAACGUAGUAGCCAUUGUGUACCAGGAGAACGAGACAUACUGGGACUUUACAUCCAAACAAUUUUCCAAAAUAUACACAUCUAUAAGUGACUUUAUGUUUGGAAAGGUAAUAUACAAAGCUCAAUUUCAACAUUCGCGAUUUGAAAUUGUAGAAAUUCCAUACGACUCCAAAGACAGUAGAUUAUUCCUUCAAUUAAAAACCGCGCAGACUUCUCGGGAUCAACAUAUAAAAUUAGCUAAAGAAGCUUGCGUGAAAGGGUCACGUGCUAUAGAGACACUCGACCGCAUGAUAACGCAAGGCACACUGAAAGCACCUCCUGAGAACUUGGCCAUCACAAAGCGUUACAUCAAACAAUUCCGAGAGGACCUUAAUGCAGCCUCCGAAGCCCUCAGGAUCGAACUAGAGAAGGGAGACGUCUCUGAAAAGUUUUGGAGCAAGGUGGAAGACGCCCGAAGUGCGUAUAAGGAAGAACUACAGAGUUUAUUCCCCGGCAUAGAUCUCACCGCGAACAAGCUCAAGGCUGGCGGUGAUUUGGAUAUGCUGCUCGUCUAUACCCUAAAACAGGUACAAUUCCUGCAAAAUGAGUUAGUACGAUUGUCAACGGUUGCCGAGCAAAAAAUUGCAAGGGCUGUCGAAUGUAAUGACGAUAAGCUAAUAAUUGAAGCCAAGGCCGAGCAGCUGGCGAGGGAAGAAAGAAUAAAAAUGGAAUUUGAGUACUUAAAGAAGACGUUGAAGUUGGAAGCGGAGAACUCUAGAAAGUACAAGGAGCAGUUGGCGAAACAAUACGAAAUGCAGGAGGAGAUUACACGCAGCAGACUUGAGAAGAAGGAGAAAGAGAUAAUGGGUCGCUUGAACCGUGCGGUGUCGGAACAAGUCGAGAAAGAGCGCGUUAAAUUCAAGAAAGAGUUGGCUGCCAUGGCUGGCAAGCUGCAGGCUAUCGAGCAGACACUUAAAAAACGUGCAGCUGCAGAGCAGGAUUCCCGCCGAUCGCAAUCGGUGUGGGCGGCGGCCGAAGGGCUGCUGGCCGCGACGAGGAGACCAGGCUUGCAGACUAAUAUUGACAACGAACUUAGGGCGCUCGAGAAAGCUGGACAAGGUGAUAAAAUGGUACAAGCUGUGCUAAUGGGCAUUCCUAAGGCGACGCGCGAAGAAGGCAUCGCCACCGAGGUGGCACUUAAGGAUAGGUUUGAUGUGCUAGAGAAAACGGCUAUGAAAGUAGCCCUGAUCGGUCGCGACGGCGCUUCUCUACCUAUGUACUUUCUCUCGUGGGUGCAGUCUAAACUGCUCUUCCAGAAGUUGGCGGAAAUUCCUCGUGACGAGUUGGACAAUCUUCCUCAAGACUUUAGCAAAUUAGACACCUUUGAUAUCAUGCAGAGAGCGAGAUACUAUAUGGACCGAGGCAACUUGUCGGCGGCCCUUCGCUACGUGAACUUGCUGCAAGGCGCGCCCCGUGCCGCUGCUUUGUGCUGGGUGGAGGACGCGCGCCGCCACCUGGAGAUCAGGCAGGCCGCCGAAACCGUCAUGGCGCACGCGUCUCUCGCCAGCAUCAACAGCAAGCAAUAAGCCUAUUAAAUGCCGUGUGAGUGAAAACGACAGAUGAACUGGUAGGUGACAAAGUAUGUAAUAUCGUAAACGACUUAUCGCACGACCGAGACGGAGACUUCGGCAAGAAUCUUUUUCGCUAUCAAUAAUAAAAAGUGUUCUUAUUUUCCUUUUUGAGAUUCUAUUUUUCAUGAAAACAAAAUUACCUAUGGGUAGACCAUAGAAAUUGUCUAACUGUAACUUCUGAAUUUAACUUACUGUAUGUAUUUUAGUUUAGACAGAACGAAAUUCGCUGGUUGAAUUUUUGUGUUUAUUGAUUUUAGUUUUGCACAUUAGUUAACUGCAUUUAACUGUCGAUUGAUUAAUUUGUACAUUAAAUAUUUGCCAGGUCUAAAUUAAAAACAUUCUGUGGUAAAGACGAGCAUGGU
This is a messenger RNA of Hyposmocoma kahamanoa, 2310 nucleotides long. RefSeq names its product MICOS complex subunit Mic60-like. The record is from RefSeq and is a predicted model, not a curated record. The transcript has 17 exons. The coding region runs from base 44 to 1903 and encodes 619 amino acids. Lineage: Eukaryota; Metazoa; Arthropoda; Insecta; Lepidoptera; Cosmopterigidae. Gene Ontology annotation, cellular component: MICOS complex. Gene Ontology annotation, biological process: cristae formation.